Messenger RNA from Trypanosoma brucei brucei TREU927, 1242 nucleotides. RefSeq lists its product as hypothetical. The record is from RefSeq and is a predicted model, not a curated record. Lineage: Eukaryota; Euglenozoa; Kinetoplastea; Trypanosomatida; Trypanosomatidae. The coding region runs from base 1 to 1242 and encodes 413 amino acids. The transcript has a single exon.
AUGAACAACGGUGGUCCUUACAAUGGUUACCCCCUAAUGCGAAGCGGCUGCGGUACUUCCAAGCAAAGGAAAAAUGGGCCACCUGAGAGAGCAGCCACCGGCGGCGUGGAAAUCGCUGGAGGCGGUGAUUGGUUAAAUAUUGUCUCUCAAACUUCGUACCAGCGCGCCAUCCUUUCAAGAAGUUCCGCGCAAAGCAACGACGUUGGGGGGAGUACGCCCCAGCAAGGUACAUCAACUUGCGAACGGUCGCACAAAGACGCGGUAAGUGGCAGCAACAGCACUUUUACACUUGCAGAUCCGGCAGCUGUCGCUUUUCCUCCUCUUGCCGUGGGCAGUACAAGCAAGAGUUCUUUUCAGUCAACAGAAAGGUGCGCGGCGGUGCCUGUGGACAUUUCAUGUCCCCUUCCCAUCGAUUUUCUGUGGCCGCGGGCAUUUUUUGGCAGAAUGCAUGUAGCGACAGGGGGUGCAGCGGCAUCGCGCAGAGACACGCAUGGGAUGGGACCACCAGCAGUUGGCAUGGAGGAUAUGAGCAGCGGCUGUAGCUUAAAAGAAAACGCUACCAAAGGGGGCUCAGUAGCCGUACGGGAGACUCAACUGUCAUCUCCUUCCAUCGAUGACUCUUCUACCAUGAAUUCGUUGCAGGCGCCAUACCCUGUUGAUUGGACACCGACGCUUGGGGACGACUUGGCGGCGCCUGGGGAGCGGGGCUUUCGUGAAUUGAGGGGAUUACUUGGCGCGGUUUUUCGUGAGUGUUGUCCUAAGCUAUUCUCCGCAUUGCGGGUUCCGCAUUAUUUCAUGGAGAAGGGUGUAUUAGAUGAUGCUAAGUUAAGGCAGCACCGAGGUGGCAGACGUCAGGAAGCGGAGUUGAGUGAACGUGAUAUGAUACCUCUUCCAUUACUUAAUGAGAUCAACAAUGUAGUGGAUGAGCGUGAUAGAUCUCCAAAGUAUACGAUGACCAGCCAAAGCGAUUCGUCAGACCUUCUUGACCACAAGACUGCGGUAUUCCGUGACCCGAGUAGUUUGCAGAACGCCCCGCAGGAGGGGCAAAACGAGGAGGAUCCCGCGCAAAUAUUCGCUGGAUUGCUUCAUCAACUUGCCGUCGCUGGGAAUGACAGUUCUGCCACUGAUGGUGUCUCUGUUUCCUUUACAUUAGGAAAUAAUGGAGAUUCUGUUCAGGACUCCGCCACUGGGGGUGAAGGGACAUUCUCACCACAGUGGUUACGUAGUUACUCGUACCGGUAA